This is a messenger RNA of Ilex paraguariensis (yerba mate), 503 nucleotides long. NCBI's taxonomy places the organism in Eukaryota, Viridiplantae, Streptophyta, Magnoliopsida, Aquifoliales, Aquifoliaceae. The record is from the annotation of a GenBank genome assembly.
CAAAUCCAUGGCCUAUCUUGGGCAAUAUUUUUCAUAUGGGAAAGCAGCCUCAUGUGUCUCUGACCAACUUUGCACAAACCUAUGGUCCAAUUAUGUCACUAAGACUAGGAACACAGGUGAUGGUUGUUGGAUCAUCACCUGCUGCUGCUGUGGAAAUCCUCAAGACUCAUGAUCGCGUGUUAUCUGCAAGGUAUGUUCCUGAUAUGCUGCAUGUGAAGAGCUUGGAACUCAAUUACUUAUCGAUGGGGUGGGCUCAUGAAUGCAAUGAUGGGUGGAAGUAUUUACGAACAUUAUGUAGAACUGAACUUUUUCUCAGGAGAAUCUGCCCUGGCUUACCAAUGGCUGCAAAGGGUGUACCUUUUGUUCUUGCUUCAUUGAUCCAUUUCUUUGAUUGGUCUCUUCCACAUGGAAAUGAUCUUAAUGAGCUAGACAUGACUGAGAAGUUUGGCAUAACAUUGCAGAAGGAACAACCUCUACUCCUCAUCCCCAAAGCCAGAAAAUGA